This is a messenger RNA of Hipposideros armiger (great roundleaf bat), 1224 nucleotides long. RefSeq names its product arylacetamide deacetylase-like 3. The record is from RefSeq and is a predicted model, not a curated record. Gene Ontology annotation, molecular function: carboxylic ester hydrolase activity. Bases 4 to 1224 code for a protein of 406 amino acids. Lineage: Eukaryota; Metazoa; Chordata; Mammalia; Chiroptera; Hipposideridae. Gene Ontology annotation, cellular component: membrane. The transcript has 4 exons.
CUCAUGGCAGCCUCUCUGCUCUUUGGCGUAUUCUUCUGUGUGUUCUCCGUGGGGGUUGGGCUGUGGGUGAUCUGCAACCAUUUCGUCACUGCGCACAUCCCCGCAGGCGUCAGCCAGCCCUUGAAACUGCGGGUCCUCGACUGCCUUUUCCAGCUGUUGUUCACAUGGGGGAUGAUUUUUGAGAAACUGAGAAUCUGUUCCAUGCCCACAUUUAUCCGUUUCUUGCACGACCUGAUGCCGCUAAAGGAGGAUCCGGACGUCAUGGUCACCGACCUCCGCUUCGGAACUAUCCCAGUGAAACUCUACCAGCCCAAGGCGUCCUCCUGCACCCUCAGGCCGGGCAUCGUGUUCUACCACGGCGGCGGUGGCAUCAUAGGGAGCCUGAAAACCCACCAUAAAAUAUGCUGUCGUUUGUCCAAGGAGAGUGGCUCCGUGGUUCUAUCAGUUGGAUACCGCAUGGUGCCCCAGCAUAAGUCUCCGACGCUGGUAAAAGACUGCAUCGCGGCCACCAUCCACUUCCUGAAGUCUCUCGAUAAGUACAGUGUGGAUCCAGCCCGGGUUGUGGUCGCUGGUGAAAGUGCAGGAGGGGGCAUCGCAGCGAUCAUUUGCCAACAAAUUAUGGACCACCCAGAUCUCCCAAAGAUCCGUGCUCAAAUCCUGAUCUACGCUGUCCUCCAACUCAUGGAUUUCCAACUCCCUUCUUCUCAGCAGAACAAGAACGUCCCACUGCUCCGUGAGGAUUUUAUCUUCUACUGUUGUCUUAAUUACUUGGACAUUAAUUCUUCCUGGAGAAGCACCAUCCUGAAACGCGCCCAUUUGCCUGCCAAAGUCUGGGAAAAGUAUGAAAAGUGGUUGGGCCCAGAAAACAUCCCGGAGAGGUUUAAGAAGAGAGGCUACCGGCAGGUGUCCCCGGCGCCCCUGAAUGAGGCUGCCUAUCUGGAGACAAAUGUCGUUUUGGACGUGAUGAACUCGCCCCUGAUUGCAGAAGAUGAAGUGAUGUCUCAGCUCCCGGAAGCUUGCAUUGUGAGCUGUGAGUAUGACUUUCUGCGGGACGAUUCACUCUUGUACAAGAAGAGGCUGGAGGACUCGGGAGUCUCCGUGACUUGGUACCACGUGGAGGAUGGUUUUCAUGGCGUGUUUAACACCCUCGAUAUGGGAUACUUUCAGUUCCCCUCCUCCACAAAGAUUCUGAAUGCCAUAGUCGAUUUCCUAAAGAAGUUGUGA